This is a messenger RNA of Cloeon dipterum, 584 nucleotides long. Its product is annotated as gustatory and odorant receptor 22-like. Bases 72 to 584 code for a protein of 170 amino acids. The record is from RefSeq and is a predicted model, not a curated record. NCBI's taxonomy places the organism in Eukaryota, Metazoa, Arthropoda, Insecta, Ephemeroptera, Baetidae. Gene Ontology annotation, cellular component: axon; dendrite; neuronal cell body. The transcript is spliced from 4 exons. Gene Ontology annotation, biological process: sensory perception of taste; chemosensory behavior; male courtship behavior.
AGGUUCGUAAGAGAAAUGAAAAAGACUCAAGUUGCGACCUGGAGUGCCACCGUUUGCAGUACGCCGCCUUGAUGAAUAUCGUGAGCCUCCUGCAAAAGUGUUACGGACUCCAACUGGCCGUCAACGUCUUCUUCCUGAUCGUCGAGACGAUCAUCACGCUUUUCAUUUUCAUCGUGAUAUCCAAGGGACAAAAUGUAUUUCUUCUCGACCUGUCCAUUUACAAUUUCUGCUCUGCUGGAGUUUUCAUUUUCUUCAUGGACCGCAUUGAACGAAAGUCCGAGCACGUACUCGAGGAGCUCUCGAACAUGGAUCUCAACUCCAAGUCUCGAUCGCACCAAAUGCAGGUUCAGUUGUUUGUGUCGCAAAUCCAGGCACGUCCACUGCAAAUUUCUGCUUCAGGAUUUUGUACUGUUAAUAAUUCUUUAAUCGGCUCCCUAUUUGGGCAGAUCGCAACGUAUCUUAUCGUCUUGAUACAGUUCUUCCCGUACGUGCUGAAAAUCGCGGGCAAUAAUUCUACAUUAUGUGACCGAGAAGGCCCAGAAAUUUUGUCUAAUGAUCAGUACUUCUAUGUGGUCCCUCGUUGA